Mesoplodon densirostris (Blainville's beaked whale) is the source of this 1270-nucleotide messenger RNA. RefSeq names its product zinc finger and SCAN domain-containing protein 2. The transcript is spliced from 2 exons. Bases 94 to 705 code for a protein of 203 amino acids. Gene Ontology annotation, biological process: regulation of transcription by RNA polymerase II. Lineage: Eukaryota; Metazoa; Chordata; Mammalia; Artiodactyla; Ziphiidae. Gene Ontology annotation, molecular function: RNA polymerase II cis-regulatory region sequence-specific DNA binding; DNA-binding transcription factor activity, RNA polymerase II-specific. The record is from RefSeq and is a predicted model, not a curated record.
GGCAGCGCAGACUCGAGGAAAGAGCCACUGCUGGAGGCCGGAGGAACUGGGGCGCAGCCUGGUCUGGGCCAGUGAUUGCAGCCGGAAGUGCCCAUGACCGAACUGGCGUCCUCCGGGGACAGGUCCCCUGCGGGGGACGGGGAGGAGGGCCUGGGGGACGAUCGAGGCCUGGUCAUCCACCACCCUGCGGAGGAGCAGCCGCACCGCUGCCCACUGUGCGGCCAGACCUUCUCGCAGCAGCCCAGCCUGGUGCGGCACCAGAAGGCGCAUGCCGGAGUGGGCCGCGCGGCCGCCUUCGUGUGCCCCGAGUGCGGCAAGGCCUUCAGCGUCAAGCACAACCUCGAGGUGCAUCAGCGCACCCACACGGGCGAGCGGCCCUUCCCCUGCCCCGAGUGCGGGCGCUGCUUCAGCCUCAAGCAGAACCUGCUCACGCACCAGCGUAUCCACAGCGGCGAGAAGCCGCACCAGUGCGCUCAGUGCGGCCGCUGCUUCCGCGAGCCGCGCUUCCUGCUCAACCACCAGCGCACCCACGCGCGCAUGCCCGCGCCGCACCCGCGCCGCCCCGGCGUCUUCGGGGAGCGGAGGCCCUACUUCUGCGCCCGCUGCGGCAAGAGCUUUGCGCGCGAAGGCUCGCUCAAGACCCACCAGCGCAGCCACGGCCACGGCCCCGAGGGCCAGGCGGCCCAUUUAGGCCGCGUGCUCUGAUGCGCGCUGGACCUGCCGCAUCCGUGACCUCUGGAGAUGGCGCUGGGCUUUGGCCCCCUCUCUGGCUGGGAUCCCGGGAGACGGGGAGGGCUGGCUUGGGGUCUCAAAGGAGUGGGCCGCCUCCUUCCGCUUCUUCUCCAGGACCCUCUGGCUGGCUGCACACAGCUGCUUUGGGCCCCUGCGUUGGUUUUCCUCCGCAGGCCCACCCGGCUUAGAGCAGGUGAGACCCGGCGCUGGCCAGAGCCCGGCUCAGGCGCUCGGGGUCAGGUGGGGACAGGUGAGGGAGGUGGGGCGUACUGAGCUCCUAGGUCUACGACUAGCUUCUUACUAGAUCUUCAUUCCCUGAAUGUCAGAGUUGAAAGCGACCUGGAGAGGGUACUCUCCACAAUCCUCAGGCCCACCCCCAGCCCCUAGGGUCUCCUGGCACCAGCACUUACUAUGUGGUACCCUUGAGAAGUCAUUUCACUUCAUGACCCAGUUUGCUUAUCUGUGAGUUGGGGCUAACGAUGAGGGGUCCUCCUCCCUGGUAUAUUGUGAGGAUUGUAAUUGCUGUUAGCAGACAAGA